Anopheles bellator is the source of this 2644-nucleotide messenger RNA. Its product is annotated as ribosomal protein S6 kinase delta-1. Bases 69 to 2639 code for a protein of 856 amino acids. Gene Ontology annotation, molecular function: protein kinase activity; phosphatidylinositol binding; ATP binding. The transcript is spliced from 3 exons. Gene Ontology annotation, biological process: protein phosphorylation. The record is from RefSeq and is a predicted model, not a curated record. Lineage: Eukaryota; Metazoa; Arthropoda; Insecta; Diptera; Culicidae.
UGGUGGGAAAGUGCCGCUACUGGUUCGCAAUGGUACUGUAAUCGGUUGUACAGCGCAAAAAAGGGGCAAUGUUAGUUGGACGCAGAAAACCGGAAACAUGGGUGCACAGCUUUUCGGUGGACAGUGAAACGCGCAGGCACAAGGGCUUCACAAUCUAUCGCAUCACUUCCAUUGUGUUUCCCCGUUCCGUGCCGCAGGCACUCACGCGCGUCAUUCUGUGGAAGCGGUUCAGUGAGGUGAAGAAGCUGUAUAAAGAACUGGUCCGGCGUCACCGGGAGCGACACUUGUCGGGUGCUGUACCAGCGCUGGGCGAACAGUCGUACUUCAAGCGCUUCGAUCCGGCCGUCAUCGAAGAAAGGAGACGGUACAUUCUACGCCUGCUGGACUAUGCCGGCCAGGAACCGGUCCUCUAUCGUUCGUAUGCCUUUGUGAGCUUUUUCGCCCACGGAAUAUCUCCCGAUGACGACGACGAGGAUGGCGUGGACGAUGAAGGCGAGGAGAGUAGUGGCAAGGAGAUAGAUGGAUCGCCACUGACGGUGGUAGCGGGGCCACGAAACGGGCGUAGUAAUAUCGCGACAAUAAGGCAAUCGCUCGGAAUUUGUCGACAGGACGAGCUGAGUCUGAUCGAUCCGAGGCUCGAUAACGAUGCUGGCGAAGGGACCCGCUGUUCCAGUACGAGUGCGGGUGAGGUGGAUGAUGGUGACGAAGUGGACAAUUGCCACGGCGUUCCGGUUGCCACCGCAAUGGAUGCCAGCAGUGGAUCACUGAUGGAUUCGAUGAUUUCGGAAUCGGGCUCGAUCUCGGAGGAGUCCGCAUCACUGCGCCCGGCGACAAGUGAGAAAGCAUCGGAGGAGGCGAUGGACUAUCUUGUGGAUGCGGCGAUGGUGUUCAGCAAAGCGGUGGAGGCCGAAGCCAACGGUGAUUACAAGCAAGCCCUCGAUCGCUACAGAGUAGGCAUCGAUCGGUUGCUGAGCGGUGCCAAGGAUGACACGAACGCGACGCGCAAGAAAAUUGCAAAGGAGAAAAGCUGCAAAUAUGUGGCGAAAGCGGAAGAAAUCUACGAACGGUAUUUACAGGAUGAAGGUGAUGAAGGCGGUAGGCCAACGGUUCGGCAGCAGCAACACCAACCGAUGAGUCCGAUUUCUCUCGACGAUCCUAGCUCACCGAUACAGCUACUCGAGCGGCCGCUAAACUAUCUGUCGCGUUACAAAGUGGUCAAGGUGAUAGGCACCGUCAUGCAGGUGCAGGAUGUGACGGACAAAAAGUUUUACAUCAUGAAAAGCAUUCGGCGACCACUGGCAGGAAUCUCAUUUUCGGGCGCUGCCGUCUUCCCCCAGGAUGUACCGUACAUGGUGCCGCUGGUGGCGUUCUUUCAGUCGACGGAUGGAAGCAUUUUCCUGCUGCUCCGGCUGAUCUGUGCCGGCAAGCUUUGGGAUUUCAUCCGUACGUACCGCAAACCGGAAAGCUACUGUCCAUCGCCUGAGCAGACGGAAGAAGCGCUUUCGUGCGCAUCGGAGCACGAGUUGGAAGAGAAGGUAGAUGAACAGGACGACAGCUCUCACCAGCUCCAGCGUACUGAAGGAUCACCAGCCGCUAACGAAAGAGGUGACUCCGGCUAUUUGGAGCUCAUCAACCAGUACAGCCGGAACGGUGCAGAAAAUAACGCGGAUAGAAGAAGCUUACAUUCCACUGCUGACAAGACUGAGCAAUCGCGGAACGACGAAGCUACGAACGAUGAUGCGGCGUUCGCCACAGACGAGGUAGGCACGGAAGUCCAACCGGACGUUGAGCAGGCAGAAGCAGUUGAAGAAGAACAACAGGUCAUUCCCUCGUUCGAUACGCUGUCGAAGGAUAUGGACGUGCGGGAGUUGCUGUCCUGCAGCCAGCAGCUGCUGAAAGCUGUAACGCAAACAUUGGAAGAAUCUACGGAACAAACUACGGAACCGCCGCUCGAAACGGAGGACAGCUCUGCCGGUGGAACUUCAAACAGUAUUGAAGAGCGCCACGCAAACAGUAAAUCUCAUUCUAGUCAAUUAGUUUUAGCGAAAAGAGCUGGCACGAGUAUUAAUGAUGGUGACCAGGUCACCACACCACAGUGCACCACUAAUGAUCUCCUGCCGGAAGGAGUCAUUCGCCGUUGGAUUAGCGAGCUAGUGGUUGCGGUCGAUAGCUUGCAUUUCAAUGGAAUUGUCUGCGGUGACCUUACGAUGGACAAUCUGUUGCUCGGUCCGGAAGGGCAGCUGAUGCUGACGUACUUUCACCGUCGGGUGGAAUCGUACUUUACACAAACGGGGGCCACCGUUCCGGUGGCUCCGAAUCAAGCUGCCGUUCGGGAAAUGUACGUGGCUCCAGAGCGCCCGCUCGAACCGAAAUCGGACUACUGGUCGGUUGGGGUGAUCAUGUUUGAGAUGCUGACAAAGCGUCCGUUCGUAGCGUGCCACCCAUCCGGAGUCUUUUGCUACCACGAGGUCCAGUAUCCGGAAGGUGUUGAACUGUCGGCCGAGGCGCGCGAGCUGCUAGAAGGCUUGUUACAGCCCGACGUGGAACGGCGUUUCGAUUUCAAACAGGUCAUCGCCAACCCGUUUUUCGAUAGUGUCGAUUGGGGCGACGUUAAACGUAGGGGCCACGGGAACUCAUAGUGGGU